AUGGACGCACCUAUAAGUGAGACAGAAACGUUUACUGUCGAUGAGAAGACCAAACAAAGCAUUCCACUAUACCACCCCAGCCAGCCCUCCAAGACCAAGGUAUCUUACCACUAUAACCCAGAGGUAGCCAAUUAUCACUAUGGUACACUACAUCCAAUGAAACCUUUUCGACUAAUGUUAACUGACCAUUUGGUAAGUACAUACAAGUUGUACGAGAAGAUGGACUUGUACACGCCAAGAAGAGCGACAAAGGAGGAAUUGUUACAAUUUCAUUCCGAAGAUUACAUCGAUUUCCUUCAGUCAGUGACUCCCGAAACAGUCAAGGCCCUAAGUGACCAGACUUUGGCCAAAUUCAACAUAGGAGACGACUGCCCUGUUUUUGAUGGAAUGUUUGACUACUCAUCCAUCUAUGCUGGGGCGUCAUUAGAUGCUUCGAGGAAAAUCAUUGCUGGGAUGGCGGAUAUCGCGAUAAAUUGGUCUGGAGGACUACAUCAUGCCAAGAAGUUUGAGCCAAGUGGAUUCUGCUAUGUAAAUGAUAUAGUCUUGUGUAUCAUCAAUCUUUUGAGAAUACACCCGAGAGUGUUGUACGUGGAUAUUGAUUUACACCACGGAGAUGGAGUGCAAGAGGCAUUUUACACAACAGAUAGAGUGAUGACGGUUAGUUUCCACAAGUACGACGGCGAGUUUUUCCCUGGUACAGGCUCAAGCGACGAAGCGGGGAUAGGAAAGGGCAAGAAUUUUUCCAUCAAUGUUCCCUUGCGGGAUGGGAUUGAUGACGAAUCGUAUGUGGCAUUGUUUAAGCUGAUUAUGCAAGUACUAAUACCCAAGUUCCAGCCUUCCAUUAUUGUUGCACAGUGCGGAGCUGAUUCGUUGGGUGGUGACCGUUUAGGACGAUUCAACUUGUCGAUAAAAGGACAUGGAAGUUGCCUAAAUUUUUUAAAAAGUUUUCAAAUCCCGAUGGUGGUGUUGGGAGGAGGUGGUUAUACUCCCAAGAAUGUUUCAAGAUUGUGGUGCUACGAAACGUCAGUUUUGACUGAUACCACAUUGAAUGGAAAGAUACCUUACCAAGGAGGCACCGCUGAAUGGUUUGGAGAAGAGGGAUUACAUCCUGAAUUGACGGGGAAAAUCGAAAACAAGAAUACAAAAAGGUACUUGGAAAGUGUUCUCCAGAACAGUCUCGAACAUCUCCGGUUCUUGGAUUAUGCACCUUCUGUCCAAAUGUACGAAAUUCCACCCGACCUUUAA
Molecule: messenger RNA, 1245 nt
Organism: Lodderomyces theae
Lineage: Eukaryota; Fungi; Ascomycota; Pichiomycetes; Serinales; Debaryomycetaceae
Gene: HOS2
Product: histone deacetylase
Exons: 1
Coding region: 1-1245 (414 amino acids)
Molecular function (GO): histone deacetylase activity
Source: RefSeq, a predicted model, not a curated record